This is a messenger RNA of Dacryopinax primogenitus, 3726 nucleotides long. RefSeq lists its product as uncharacterized. Bases 1 to 3726 code for a protein of 1241 amino acids. Gene Ontology annotation, cellular component: peroxisomal membrane; endoplasmic reticulum membrane. Gene Ontology annotation, molecular function: protein binding; hydroxymethylglutaryl-CoA reductase (NADPH) activity. The record is from RefSeq and is a predicted model, not a curated record. The transcript has 5 exons. NCBI's taxonomy places the organism in Eukaryota, Fungi, Basidiomycota, Dacrymycetes, Dacrymycetales, Dacrymycetaceae. Gene Ontology annotation, biological process: isoprenoid biosynthetic process; coenzyme A metabolic process; ergosterol biosynthetic process.
AUGGGGAGAUGGUGGGUGCUCACUCACUUCCUCGCUCAUCACGCCUCCGCAUCCCCAAUAGAAUGUAUCGUCCUAACAUUCAUCGGGGCCACCCUUGCCUACUUCCAGCUGCUACACGCCUUCAGCUCAUGGGACGUCUUCCCUUCCCUCUCCGCCUCCCUCGCCCAACCAGCAGAGCUCUCCUCCGUCGUCGUACUCCAUCAUCCUGGGCAGGCGUGGCAGGUCGUCGGGGACGAUAUGUGGGAGAAAGGACGACGAGGGGAGUUGGGGGAACUGAACAUGCUCUGGUUACGACAGGUCGAGGCUGUUUCACCUUCUGGUUCUGUGCUAGGGAUGAACGAUACUUGGGCACAAGGGGCGAUCGACGAGUUGUCCGAUUAUGUGACGCAUGAUCUUUCUGUUGGGGUGAAUGGGCUGUCUUAUGCUAGGGAUCUUUGCUAUGUUCCUCCUUUGAAGGAAGACGAGUCUGCUCUGUCGGAAUGCGUCAACCCUGCUAUAGGAGGUGGCAACACGCUUUCACUCUUAUUCUCUGCUCAGCCUUCAACGCUCCCUCGAACGGCUUCACCAAGGCUUACAUCAUCAGACUUGUCAACAUUGCAUCGUUCUUACUUCUCUCGUCUCCUCUCACCUUCUCUUCCCCCGUCAGACCCUUCCUCUCCUCACCCAAUCGCCUUUUCUCUCCUCACCAGCACACCACCAGCCUACUCACUCCGUGCCACACUCCACCUGCUCAGCGCACGCAUCACCUCCCUCGCUCAGAAGGCAGACAGCGCAGACAUAUUCGUUCUCCUCCUCGGCUAUGUCCUCAUGCACCUCACCUUCCUCCACCUCUUCUCCUCCCUCCGCCGCCUAGGUUCAAAACUAUGGCUAGGAGUAGGCGUCCUCGUCACAGGCUGCUUCGCCUUCCUCGCAGCGCUCUUCGUCUCCCACCUCCUGGCACUCCGAGUCGACCUUAUCCAGCUAUUCGAAGCCCUCCCCUUCCUAGUCAUCACAGUAGGGUUCGACAAGCCCCUCACCCUCACACGCGCAGUCUUCGCCCAUCCCGCCGCUCUCCACCCCUCCAACCCCAAAGUCCCAGCCUCCACCGUCGUCGUCACCGCCGUCAACCAAGUAGGCGCAGGGAUCGUCCGCGACUACGCGCUCGAGAUCGCCGUCCUGGCACUAGGAGCAGCCUCCGGCGUCGGAGGGCUAAAAGAGUUCUGCCACCUCGCUGCGCUCAUCCUCGCCGCGGACUGCUGUCUCCUAUUCACGUUCUACGUCGCGGUACUGAACGUGAUGGUCGAAGUGCAGCGGAUAAAGGCAAUGAGGGGCAAGCUCCGCCCGCUGGAGACUCAUACCCCUGGGACUGGCAAGUCGGCCCAGCAGACCCCGGUCACUCCUGUGCUGGGGCACAAGAUCUCACGUGCAGUGUUCGGCGAGCCCGUGGACGAUAAGGCCGAGAAUCCCGUAGCGAGGCUCAAGCUGCUCCUUAUCGUCUCCUUCCUCGUCCUUCACGUCCUGAACCUCUGUACGACACUCACAGAGCACACGCACACGGCACACAAGCCCCACCCAGUCCUGCCAAGCACGAGCCAGCGAGUGCCCAUCUCCCCUCUCUCUCCCUCUCUCGCUCCCGUCCUCUCCCACCUAAUCGCUCUCCACCCUCCCACAUCCUCCAUCCUCGUCCACCUCUCUCCUCCCCUCCGCGUCGCCCUCACUCCCUUAUCCCAGCUCGCCUCUGACCAGCAAGGGGAAGCCUCGGGAUCCCUAGCCUUCAUAGACGAGUUCAUGUCCGAGUGGUCGCACCUCGUCGGCGAUCCUGUCCUGAGCAAAUGGAUCGUCCUUGCACUGGCAGUAUCGGUAUUUUUGAACGGGUAUUUGCUUAAAGGGCUUGGGACAGGUCUGGGUGGGGUCGUACAGGUUGCGGGGGGGGCGGGUGUGUUGCCGCCUUUGGAGGGGAAGGAGGAUAUGGGUGGGGAGAGGGAGAGGGAGAGGGAGGUGGACCGAGAGCGUGAAAGGGAGAGGGAGAGGGAGAGGGAGCGAGAGGAACCCCCCUCAUACCCUCACCCCGCUCAGGAACAGGAACGAAAACACCGACCGGCAGUCGUUGCCCGCGCUCUGGACCUGGAAUUCGCAAGACCGACAUCACCCCUUCACCCGCUGAACGUAGCUGAAGUCGAUAGGCUGCUCGUCCCUCCCCCGAGGCACGCGCACGUCCCUCCUCUUUCCGUGUCCGUCCCCUCCCUCCCCCUCCCAGAACGCGAAGAACUCGUCCGCAAUACCCCUCUCGGCACUCCCCUAGGCGACAAGCCCUCCCUCGGCCGGAGGUCGUACGACGAGUCCUCGGCAGUGUUCGACGCUGAAGGCGCUUCGGCAGUGAGUGACGAAGAGCUCAUCCUCCUCUCCCAACGUGGGCGUAUCCAGCCCUACGCGCUGGAAAAAGUGCUCGAAGACCUAGAUCGCGCAGUGCGCAUUCGCAGAGCUCUUAUCUCCCGCUCGAGCGCUACCAAGACCCUGGAGCACUCUCUCCUCCCUUAUGCGAACUAUGACUAUUCCCGUGUUCAGGGCGCGUGCUGCGAGAACGUCGUCGGGUACAUGCCUGUCCCGCUUGGGAUCGCAGGCCCGCUAACGAUCGACGGUGUCUCCGUCCCUAUCCCUAUGGCCACUACAGAGGGCACGCUGGUCGCUUCCUGUUCCCGCGGGUGUAAGGCUCUCAACGCUGGCGGAGGGGUCACUACCGUCCUUACCCAGGAUGCGAUGACCCGCGGCCCGGCGAUCGAUUUCCCAACACUGGCGAUGGCUGCUCAGGCUAAACACUGGGUUGACAGUCCUAAGGGCAGCGCCAUCAUCCGGGACGCGUUUGACAGCACUUCCCGUUUCGCGCGUCUUCAGAGCCUCAAGUGUGCCCUGGCGGGGAGGACGAUGUAUGUCCGGUUUGCGACUAGUACGGGGGACGCAAUGGGCAUGAAUAUGAUUUCCAAAGGAACGGAAAAGGCGCUGGAAGUGAUGAGCGAGCAUUUCCCCGAAAUGACGAUCCUCACACUUUCGGGCAACUAUUGUACGGAUAAGAAACCGGCGGCGAUUAACUGGAUCGAGGGGCGCGGGAAGAGUGUCGUCGCUGAGGCUGUUAUUCCUGGUAAGACGGUCAAGAGCGUCCUCAAGACCAGCGUGCAGGAUCUGGUCAACCUGAAUAUCAAGAAGAACCUGAUUGGGAGUGCCAUGGCCGGCAGUAUAGGCGGGUUUAACGCCCAUGCCGCCAACAUCCUCACGGCGAUAUUUAUUGCUACUGGCCAAGAUCCCGCACAGAACGUCGAGAGCUCGAAUUGUAUGACUCUGAUGGAAGCGAUAAACGAUGGCCAGGACCUGCUUAUGACGUGUACGAUGCCCUCUGUCGAGGUUGGCACUGUGGGCGGGGGGACUGUCCUCCCUCCUCAGCAAUCGAUGCUUGAGAUGCUUGGGAUCCAAGGCGCACAUCCCACUUCCCCGGGGCACAACGCCCGCCAGCUCGCGCGCAUCAUCUGCGCCUCAGUGAUGGCUGGCGAGUUGAGCCUGCUAUCGGCUCUUGCGGCUGGACACCUGAUCAAGGCGCAUAUGAAACAUAAUCGCUCUCAGCCACCGACGCCGCUUGCCACUCGCCCGAGUACGCCGGCACCUUUUUCCGUCUUGCCCCAUUUGCCGAUCCCUGCUCCUGCUGCGGAGGAGAAACGGGAGGGGCACUUGGAAGGGGAAGUAAUUACUGUACAUUGA